CACUUUACAUCCCUCACAUCACCUCACACCACUUUACAUCACUUCACUUUAAACUCAACUCAUCACUUACAUCACCUCACAUUACUUUACAUCACUUUAGAUUAAUUUACAUCACUUUACAUCCCCUCAUCACCUCACAUCACUUUACAUCGCCUCACCUUACUUUACAUCAAUUCACACCACUUUACAUCACCUUACAUCACUUUAUAUCCCAUCCUUACUUUACAUCACCUAAUUACUUUACAUCACUUCACACCACUUUACACCACCUCACAUUACUUUACAUCACUUUACAUUACUGUAAAUUGCUUUAUAUCACACUUUACAUUACCUCACAUUACUUUACAUCACUUUUCAUCACCUCAUUACUUUACGUAACUUACAUAACUUUACAUCGCCGUACAUCACUUUACAUUACUUUAUAUUACUUUACAUCACCUAAAUCAUAUGAGAGUCGCAGCAUCGCCAAGCCUCCACUACUGGAAAACCAUAAUCCACAGAUGAUUUGUACCUGACAGGAAUCACCAUAUAUUUUAUAUAUAGGAUACUUUUCCAGACUUGUGAUAAAUGCCUGAUGAUGAACUGACAGAUUGUUAUGGGGAAUGAAUUUCCACGUGCGCAACUAAUCCCGUCUGAGUAGCGCGAGUUUACCUGCAGUAGGUAAGCACCAGGGGGAGCGUGUGAGCCUUGUGUGUGUGUGUGUGUGUGUGUGUGUGUGUGUGUGUGUGUGUGUGUGUGUGUGUGUGUGUGUUCAUCUUUGGCGCGCGUGUGCGCUCCUCAGCAGCUGCUGUCUUAGCGAAGAAAAUAGACGUACGCAGAAACACACACACAUAUACACACACACACACGCACACACACACGCGUGCGCACGGUGCAGGAGUGUGCGACACAAUGGCGAGGAAUUCCGACUCUCGUUCUCGGUCUGAUCUUUAACACCGAACGUGAUUUGCACGUGAAGGACAAACAGAAAAUGGACGAAAUGACGUGAGCUCGUGGUGAAAGUCGAGAGUGUAGGAACCGAGAGAAACUUCGGGGCAGUGUAAAGCGAGGGGGCAGUUGGGGCAGGAGGCAUGAGCAGAAACGGAGCUCCAGGAGCGCAUGAUGCGGCGCCGAAGAUCAGCAGCAGCACCUCCACCAUCACCGAGACUCCUCUUCCUCCACUGCGUCCUCAUCCUCAUCCUCACCGGGACACCGAGAUCACAGGGGACCCGAGCGCGCAGGACGCACCGACCUCAUCUCCACCCUCACCCUCAUCCUCCUCCUCCGCCGGGCGCGUGGCGCGGACCUGGGUGCGCUUCGCUCGAGCCUUCGUGCUCAUCUUCCCCGUGUACGCGCUCGGAUACUUCGAGUUCAGCGUCAGCUGGUUACUGAUCGGACUCGCCAUCUUCUUCUUCUGGAGGAGGAACACGGGCUCUAAGAUCUUCAGACUGAGCCGAGCGCUGGAAUUCCUCCAGCAGCAGGAGAAGCGCCGCGUAUCCAUGGGCAUGGGUUUGGACGAAGAGGAGGAGGAGAAGUGGAGCAGAGACGAGCGCACCCUGGACGCCACCGAGCUUCCUUCAUGGGUUCACUUUCCAGACGUGAGAGUUGAGUGGGUAAACAAGACGGUGAAUCAGAUUUGGCCAUACGCUUGUCGCUUCCUGGAGAAACUCUUCCGGGAGCAAAUUGAGCCGGCAGUGAAGGCAGCAAACACACACCUCAGCACCUUCUCUUUCACCAGGAUAGAGCUGGGGACAAGAACUUUCACACAGCCUCUCAGAGUCAAUGGGGUCAAAGUUUACACUGAGAACGUGGACACGCAUCAGAUCAUCAUGGACCUCCAGAUCAGUUUCGUGGCGAACACAGAGAUUGAGAUGGACAUCAAGCGUUAUUACUGCAAAGCCGGGAUUAAGAGCAUACAGCUCCACGGUGUGUUGAGGGUGGUGUUGGAGCCCCUGAUGGGAAGAAUGCCGCUGGUCGGUGCCUUCUCUCUUUUCUUCCUCAAGAAGCCGCUCCUGGACGUGGGCUGGGCCGGACUCACCAACAUCCUGGACAUUCCUGGCCUAAACGGAUUCUCGGACAGCCUGAUUCAGGAUGUCAUCUCCAGCUACCUGGUGCUGCCAAACAGAAUCACUGUGCCACUAGUGGGUGAUGUAGAGCUGGAGCAGCUGCGAUUUCCCAUGCCUAAGGGUGUAUUAAGGAUCCACUUCCUGGAAGCACAAGAUCUUGAGGGAAAAGACAAGUUGUUCGGUGGUCUGAUCAAGGGCAAAUCAGAUCCAUAUGGAGUCAUCCAAGUUGCUAAUCAGAUUUUUCAGAGCAAAACCAUUAAAGAAUGUUUAAACCCCAAGUGGAAUGAAGUGUUUGAGGCGACAGUGUAUGAACAUUCUGGACAGCAUCUAGAGAUUGAGAUUUUUGAUGAAGACCCAGACAAAGACGACUUCCUGGGCAGUCUAAUGAUAGAUUUAUCCAAGCUUCAGAGGGAGCAGAAAGUUGAACAGUGGUUUAACCUAGAGGAAGCCUCCAGUGGAAAACUGCACCUAAGACUUGAGUGGCUUUCCCUGCAGUCAGGUGUUAAAAUGUUACAGCAGGCAUUGUGGAGUAUCAGGACCAAUGACAGCUUGUCUUCUGCGCUGUUAAUGGUUUACCUUGAUUCGGCACGGAACCUUCCGAGCGUAUUCGAGGGCAGCUUGGGCUGUGGGAACGAGCGAGGCAGGAGAGGGUCUGGGCUGGUGUUUUGCGAGGACUCAUCUUUGCUCUGUAGAUCGAUACUCAGCGAGCAGCUUGAGUUCCCUCCUGAUGCUCCCAAACACCAGUACAGAGGCCUGCUGAAGUCAGGAAGGAAGGUGAACAGCGACCCGAGCCCUUACGUUCAGCUAACGGUCGGACCGAAGACGUACGAGAGCAAGGUUCGCUAUAAGACGUGUGAGCCGCUAUGGGAGGAGGCGUUUACCUUCCUGGUUCAUAACCCACAUACUCAGGAACUACAGGUGGAGGUAAAGGAUGAUAAGCACAAGUGCUUGCUGGGUAGGGUUCGAGUGGCAUUAGGACGUCUUUUGAAGGAUGAGGACAUGACCCUAGUGCAGCAGUUCUCCCUGAACAACUCUGGCCCAAACAGCACACUCAAACUCAAGCUGGUGCUCAAGAUUCUUUGCCUUGAAAAAGAGACCACAUCUGGUCAACCGUACUUAGUCCAAGUUCGACACACCACCCCAAGCGCUGCAACAUCACAAAUAAACAACCCCACCACCACUACUACCACUACACACUCCAUCCAGUCAACACAGUCCACUUCCACAACACACUCCACCCCAACCAUCCACACAACCCCCUGCAAGACUGUACCCACUGGGGUGACUUUGCGGGGUAAAAGAGGCUCGGAGGGCUCACCAGUAAGCCUGGUUCAGACCGGAAUGCAAAUAGACUCCACAAGAAGAGACUCAACACAAAGGGACUCAACACGUAGAAACUCGACGCCGAGAGAAUCGACACACAGAGACUCAAGCCAAAGUCUGGCAUCAGACGUUUCACUACCCACAGCCGCUCUGGAACUACAACACAGACUGGCACAGCUGCAAAAUGGCUCCAUGCAGUAUCCUUUGGGGGAAGUGCAGCUCACUAUCAGACACAGUUCCCAAAGAAACAAACUUAUCGUUGUGAUACAUGCCUGCCGUAACCUGAUCUCACUGGGGAAAGACGGCUCGGACCCGUACAUCCGUCUCUACCUGCUUCCGGAUAUGAGCCGGAGCGGCCGACGGAAAACCAGCACCAUGAGGAAGAACCUCAACCCCGUUUACGACCAGUCGUUUGAGUUUAUUGUGUCAGCGGUGGAGCUGCACAGAAGGACACUAGAUGUAGCUGUUAAGAACGCAGGGGGACUGCUGUCCAAAAAUAAAGGUCUGCUGGGCAAGGUGCUUGUGGAUUUGAUGAGUGAAGAGAUUUCUAAAGGGUGGACACGAUGGUAUGAUCUGAGUGCAGAUGGAUCGUAGCUGAUUGAUGGUGUGAUAACGGAAUAAUACAAAAAAAGGAUGAAACUGUGAACGUCAGUGAAACCAGGCUAAUGAAAUCAGGCUGCUUCUGCUGGGACUACACACACACACACACACACACACACACACAC
Messenger RNA from Silurus meridionalis, 4093 nucleotides. RefSeq names its product extended synaptotagmin-like protein 2b (gene esyt2b). Gene Ontology annotation, molecular function: lipid binding. Lineage: Eukaryota; Metazoa; Chordata; Actinopteri; Siluriformes; Siluridae. Gene Ontology annotation, biological process: lipid transport. The record is from RefSeq and is a predicted model, not a curated record.